UCUCUUGUUUCCGAACGACAGUCGGCCCAGAGCGCGCUUCGAACACGGACGCGCGCGCGUUCCGAAUUCAAAAAUUUAAAAAGUUCCGCUGUAAAUUAAAAAGUUUGUUACUUUGAGUUUCUGUGGAUUUUGUGUUGUGAUUUUCGUGUUUGUGAAACUAAGGAGUUUUUUUUCUGUUUGGUUCUGUUUUAAUGACUUUCCACGUUCACUUAUAGCCCGGUGACUGACAAAGGGCCGGCACCAUGUUGCAGCAGAUUCUGCGGGACAUGUGGGUGGACCCUGAGAUCCUGGCAGAGCUGGAUGAGGCCCAGAAACAGACGCUCUUCUGCAAAAUGCGGGAGGAACAGGUGCGGCGGUGGCAGAUCUGGGACCAAAAGCUCUGCAAAGAAGAAACACCAGACCGGCCAAAAAAGAAUGGGAAGAAACAGGUCAAGUUCUUGCAUGGAGAAGAUGGAGAACCAUGGGUGUGGGUGAUGGGUGAGCACGCCAACGACAAAUCCAUAGAGAGUAUCCUGGAGGAAGAGACGCGCGCACGCGCAUUAGCGCAGGCGCGGCAGGAGGCUCACCAGCUACGCAAGUCCGUUGAGAAGGAGCUCACACAACUCAUCGAUUACCGGCCGCUGGAUAGUCUCGAGCAGAAAUUUGACCUAUCCCCAAAAAACGUGGAGUCCAUAGAAGACGCCCUAGAAAUCUACUGCACAGUGGACGAUUUGCGGCAGCGGAUCGCAGCGCUGGAGCCAGAGGUGAAAGAGAAGUCCGGGGGGAAAGAGAAGGACUACAGCGACGACAUGAAGCUGGACCUUAAUAAGAAUACGUUGCAUUUUAACUUUAUUGAGGGGAAGAGGGAUGGGUUACAGGACCUGUCUCCAAACAGCGCCAAUGAUGGCGUCAGUUCACGGGUGCUCGCAUGGGAGAAACGCGUGGCUGGUGCGAGAGCUGGUGAAUUACUUCGUGGCAUUAAGGCCAGGAGAGCGCGUUCUAUGAGAGAUGCUACGCUAAACGCGCAGGAUGACGCAGCAUGGCGGGAGCAAGAGCGCAAAGCCAAGGAAGCGGAAGCCGCGAUGCGGGAGAUAGCGCGCGCGGCGCGGGCGGCGCACCGCCGCUCCGCCGAGCCCGCGCCCCCGCCGCCGCCCUGCCCCAGCCAAGCUGGUAAGCCGCCGAGCCGAGAGGCAGUGGUGGAGUGGUUCCGAAGCCAGGAGCUGCCUCGAGGCGUCGGGCUGGAUGAAAACAACAAACCCAUCAACUGGUUCCAUGGCCUCAUCACCCGAACAGAAGCGGAACAGCUCCUCUCCCGCUGCCUGCCUGGUGCUUUCCUCGUCCGAGUGUCUGAGCGUGUGUGGGGCUACGCGCUCUCCUACCGCGCGCCGGCCGCGCGCUGCAAGCACUACCUGGUGGAGCGCCUGCCUACUGGCUACCGGCUGCUGGGGGACAGCCAGGCCACGCACAAUACAUUAGCUGAUCUCAUCGCGCACCACAAAUCGGUGGCCAUCACAGAGAACGGAGGGGAGCUGCUCACCACAGUCUGCCCGCACCAACAGCCGCCCGCCAUCUUGGACACGCUUUAGCUACCUGUACCCUAAUACAGGUUUCUGAGGAUCAUACUUCCGAAUGACAAAUUAGCUUCUGACCAACAAUGCAAUCGUAAAUAACCUUAAAUGAACUUAAAAUACCUGAGUAACCUCUAUUAUAAUGAAAAAUAUAUCAAGAUUACAUUAACGUUUUGCGAUAGGAGUAUUUUAUUACGCGAUGUAUACGAUGAGCGUCUUUGUGACCAUCUAAAUUACUUUUUACAUAAUAGGUAUAUCUUUGGUCUGAUGUUCUUUGUGGCUUGACUUUUGUUUAGCCCACUAAAGUUGGUUUUCUAGCUUUCUCAGAGUUAUUAGAAAAUGUGAUCCAUUCUUGACUUAUUAUAGAUGUGACGCCAGUUUAUAUUAGACACAUAUUUAUCACUGGUAGUCUACAGCCGUCUUCCCCCUUAUUCUUAAAUCUUAGCAAGCUUCAGAUAAAUGUUGUCCCUUCCUACCAAACAAAAUUUUCAAAAUGAAGGAAAGAGACAAACGUUUAUCUUACACCGAAGUUUUCAAACGCUUGUACUUCGAGUUACUGUUCUAUGUAAUUAAGAAGUUAAGGAAUACGAUAUUAAAGGUCAUUCUAAAAAAAUAAGUCUACGAUCUGCCUUCUACGAGAUAUUUUCAUGCAGAGAAUGACCCAAAAAGACGUCUCAAAUAUUGAGCGUCAUUUGCAAACCCAAUAGGGACCAUUUCUACGAGUCAUGUAUAUUUAGAAGUAAGUUGUCUGUAUUAUUCUGAGAUUUGACCGUAAUAUUCUAAGUAUUCUUAAGGACGUGAUACCUAUAGGUAGUAAAGGGCUUUUCGUUCUAAAGUUGUAUUCAUUCAUUUGCUAAAAUUUUGAUGAAAAACCUUUUUUUUAAAUAUAUGUUUUUUUUUCAACUUCUGGUAACAAGUGUUAGAAGAAAGCCAUAAAAAGUCCUAAUAGUCUCGAAUAAUUAUUGAUUAUACUCAGGUAUCAACCUAGCAUUUACUUGUAUGAAUUGUUUUAUUAUUUUACUUUAUGUCAAAUAUUGAGAGGCCUAUAAUUGCAAUAUAAAAUAGCGUACUGUUCGGUGCUAAAUUAUUGGAUAAAUAAACACUAUUGUUCUACUUUUUAAAUUAAAAAUGUUUGGUUUUGACGUAGUCGCUGCACUGUCUUCCAUAAACGACAGCAUUUUGGUCUAUUCCCAUUUGUACCCACCCUACGUGACCGCUAUACAUGACGUGGGGACAGACAGGAAUUAUUCACAAAAAUGAACCUAUUCCCAUCUGUGCCCGACGGGAAUAAAUGGGAACACACCAUUUUAGAUGUUGCCAGCACUUUUCCGCGUUGAACAAAUAUUAGAUUUAAUCGAUUAGUUAUUUAUUGUGAUAAUUACCACAGCUGCUUCAGUAUUAUUUAAAUUGCUUUCUCUAAGCGAAACCCGGAUUCUAACAAGCCAAAGUGAAAUUCAAAUUAGAUGCGGUGUUCUCAGCUUCUGACGGUCUGGCAUAAGUUGCGUUCUCGGGCGAGUCUAUAAUAACAGAUAAGAAAUUUCUUGCAAUACCAACGUUCGACAGCGGUUCAGAGAUGAGAGAUCUCUGAACUGCUGUCGUAUUCCUUUCUAAGCCACUGGUCCCACCAAAAGAAAGUAAGCGGUGAGAUAUUGGCGACCGAAAUGAACAAAAGAUAUAGUCACUCCCCUGUAUAUGAAAGAGACGCGAUGAUAGUGCGAGCGGGUUAUAGAUCGUCGUCGAGCUAUAUAUGUAUAUAUAUAUAUAUAUAUAUAUAUAUAUAUCACUCGCUCCCUCUCUUCUUUACAUGAGAGCGACUAUCUUUUGUUCGUUUCUAUCGCCGAUAGCUCAUCGCUCCCAGGCCGGCCGCAGUAAGGAGAGCUUGCUGAAGUGGGGCGCCCUACACGGCUCAGAUACCCAAUGCUCAUGUGGAACGGCUCCACAAACGAUGGAGCACAUGUUGUCCUAUCCAGCGUGCCCGUACGCCUGCUCUCAACAGGACCUCCGUGAUGCGACAGACAGGGCGAUAAAUGUCGCUACCUUUUGGGCCCGCACAGUCUGAGACCAUCGACACGAGAAGAAGAAGCUCAUCGCUUACUCGUUUCUUGUGGAAAUAGUGCCUAAUUCAUGGCCCUAUUUUUGAUUAUUUGAAGUUGUCAAAAAUCAAACAAUUAUCUAAGGUUAUGCACGCAAAAGAGCAUUGUGCUAACACUUGUGUUAAUACUUAUAUCUUGUUCGUAGCAAUUCAGAACCGAAUAGAGCAGAAUUUGUCCGAAGAGAACAGAUUUUCACCACUGUCCGAAGCCAUUGCAAGGUAUAUGGAGUCGGGUCCGAGAUCGCAACUCAUGCUAGCAGGUCUAAUACAAGUUAAGAUCUAUAUAAAUAUUUUUAAACGAUCUAUAUGCCAUUGUCGUUUGUAGAUAGACCAUAGAUCUACGAUAUUGUACUCUAAACUGCCAACUAGAUUAAAAAAUAUGUCAAUUA
Molecule: messenger RNA, 4028 nt
Organism: Leguminivora glycinivorella
Lineage: Eukaryota; Metazoa; Arthropoda; Insecta; Lepidoptera; Tortricidae
Product: SH2 domain-containing protein 4B-like
Exons: 11
Coding region: 243-1565 (440 amino acids)
Cellular component (GO): cytoplasm
Source: RefSeq, a predicted model, not a curated record